Gasterosteus aculeatus aculeatus (three-spined stickleback) is the source of this 2665-nucleotide messenger RNA. RefSeq lists its product as uncharacterized. Lineage: Eukaryota; Metazoa; Chordata; Actinopteri; Perciformes; Gasterosteidae. Gene Ontology annotation, cellular component: MICOS complex; mitochondrion. The record is from RefSeq and is a predicted model, not a curated record. Gene Ontology annotation, biological process: inner mitochondrial membrane organization.
GGGCGUGGCACGUCUUCGCAGCUGCUCACGUAGUUGAAGUCCCUGACAGCGGGGACGCGUUGGGGAUUAAACAUCUCCAGGAAACACGCGGUCGUUACGGCGCGUGGAUGGGGGGAAACGGCUCGAGUCACCUGUCUCGCGAGGACGGGGGAGGCGGGGGCGUCACUUUUGUGAAGGGCAUUCGGCUGUCGGAUAAAGUGAUCCACCGGAUGAAGGAGUCUCCAAGCGUCGCUCCGAAGGUCUCACAGAAGAGACGUUCACCUGAAACCCAAACGCCUGCUCCCGCGCCCCCCCCCUCCGCUGAUCACCCGAUACCCCCUCUGGUGCCUCCACCUCCUGUGAAACUCGUCCCUCCUCCUCCGGUAAAGUUUCACUCCCUGCCCCCAACUUCUGUGGAGCUAAAGACUCCCCCUCUAAUUCAGCCUGUUGUCCCGGAUGCUGCUGCACCACCUGCUCCUCCACAAGAAGCCCCACCCACACCUCCAUCAGUGGAACCUCCUCCUCCUCUAAAGUGUCACUCCCUCCCUCCUAUGGGGGAGCAUGAAGACCUGCCAAAAACUCCACCUCUCACCAUCCCUGUUGUAGCUGCCCCUCCUCCACCUCCAUCUACACCUUCUCCACAAGUAGAAGCACCUGUGGAGCUUGAGUUGCCUCCUCCACCACCACCAGCAGCACGGGAGCCAGUACUCCCAGAUCCUGCUGAAUCCUCACCUAUUGUAGAGCAACCGCCAUCUCCUUCGCCCAUAAGAGAACAUGUCUUCCAGCCUGUUCUUGUACCUCCACCUGUGGAAUCGGCCGUGGCUCCACCUGAGCCUUUAGCUUCACUGCUGCCCUCUGAAACAUGUCCAACUACUAUUGAACCGGCUGCUGUAACUCCCUCUGUUGAAUCUCUUGCAAUCCCUGUGGAAACGGUUCAACCUCCACCCUGCGUUCAAUUUACACCCGUUGAACCGACAACACCACCCUGUCUCGUUGAUUCCGCUCCAGUUGAGCCUCUAGUUAUACCGCCGCUAGUGGAGACGACGCUUGUGGAACCUUCCGUCCCACCUGCUGCAGUUGAAGAAGAAGGGCCUUCUCUCCUGGUUGUUGAGUCAAAGCUUCCAUGUGAAAUGGUUCCUCCUCCUCCUGAGCCGGUGGCAGCACCGUCUCCUCCUCCUCCUCCUCCUGAGCCGGUGGCAGCACCGUCUCCUGCUCCUGAGCCGGUGGCAGCACCGUCUCCUCCUCCUGAGCCGGUGGCAGCACCGUCUCCUCCUCCUCCUCCUGAGCCGGUGGCAGCACCGUCUCCUCUUCCUGAGCCGGUGGCAGCACCGUCUCCUCCUCCUCCUCCUCCUGAGCCGGUGGCAGCACAGUCUCCUGUGCCUCCGGGGCCUAUGGCAGCCCCUCCACCUCCUCUAGAGCUCAUUUUUGAAGAGCCCCCACCCCCCUGUCACUGUGUGGAGCUGGCCAUCUUAUCCACCGAUGCACCGGUCAGUGAACGCCUCGUAGAGGCUCUGGCCCCGCCUCCAUCCUCCCCAGUUACUCCUGCCGUGGAGCCCCCCGUAACCCCGUCCUUGCCCCCGGUUGGUGAGGAUGAAGUUCCAGCUUCUGCCUCAGGAGCUCCACCUGCAGCAGACGCGUUCUGCACACGUGUUCCUCCUGAAGUGGUGGAGGAAGAGUUGAGGCAGAAGAUCAAAGAGGAGAUGCAGAUGAGUCUGGAGGAGGAGAUCCACCAGAAGAGGCAGGAGCUGCAGCGACAGCUGGAGGAGAUGAGGACUCGGGCGCGAGCGGAGGCCCGAGCAGCCGCUCAGGCUCAGGUGGAGGAGCAGGUGAGGAAGACGCUGGGGGCGCAGAAGGCGGCGCACGCCGAGAACCUGAAGGACUCCAUCAUGAGGGAGCGCAUGAAGACGGAAGACGAGCGGCUGAUGGUGCAGCUUUAUCGGAUGGAGCUGAAGGCGCAUCAGCUGGAGGAGAGGGAGAAAGAGUUAAUGAAACGAGACGCUCUCUACAAGGAACACGUCGCCAAGCUCGAGGCGAAGUGCACUGAGUUUUACAAGGUGACCGCUGAGAGCUUCAAAAAGGGCAAAGAGGAGACUCACAGCCGCUUUGCGCGCUUCGACGUGCAGCCGCUGUGCGGUGACUUGCAGAGUCAGAUUUUGAAAUGCUACAAGGACAACGCGGGGAAGACCCUGUCGUGCUCGAGCAUCGCCUCGGCCUACAUGCAGUGUGUGGACAACGCCAAGAAGAAUAAAUUGAGCCCCGGAGGGUAAUAAUGUCGACCACUUCAACAUCUGGAAGCCUCACUGCUGCAGCAAAGAAAGGUGGACCGACAGAAUUCAACAAAUAGGUCCUGCUUUUACACACUCCUGGGGAAAAGGGCCACAUCGGCACCCUAGUAACCGGUUCUGGUCGUGGUAAUGUUAUAUUUUCAACCUCUCUUAGUCUCGGGAUUCAUCUUAAGAACCAGAUAUGCAACAAAAAAAUCUAUACAUACAUACAUACAUUAAAUGAAAUCAAUAUGUUUGUGUGCCUUGAAGUUCUGAAAGCUAAUAAUCAGAUUUCAGAGGUGAAGUGACGAAGACCUGCACGAGGUUAUUGGUUUUGUAAAUAAGGUUUUUCAAUUGUUUGUUUUUCUGGUGCAUGCAAUGCAAAUUAAAUCAAUCUAAAUAAACUUUGUUGUAGAAUUCCA